AUGAGCGAGCCGGAAGUUGAAGGGUUUAAUGUUGUCCCUCAGUAUCUCAUAUGUUGUAGCAUGGAUAUGUCGAGGAAGCUCAGGAAACUGUCAUUCAAUGCAGUGACAUCUCAGAAGGGCAUCAUGCCGCCAUAA
Aspergillus niger is the source of this 135-nucleotide messenger RNA. RefSeq lists its product as hypothetical. Bases 1 to 135 code for a protein of 44 amino acids. The record is from RefSeq and is a predicted model, not a curated record. Lineage: Eukaryota; Fungi; Ascomycota; Eurotiomycetes; Eurotiales; Aspergillaceae. The transcript is spliced from 2 exons.